This is a messenger RNA of Ricinus communis (castor bean), 2572 nucleotides long. Its product is annotated as pentatricopeptide repeat-containing protein At1g80270, mitochondrial. Gene Ontology annotation, molecular function: protein binding. NCBI's taxonomy places the organism in Eukaryota, Viridiplantae, Streptophyta, Magnoliopsida, Malpighiales, Euphorbiaceae. The transcript has 5 exons. Bases 460 to 2325 code for a protein of 621 amino acids. Gene Ontology annotation, cellular component: mitochondrion. The record is from RefSeq and is a predicted model, not a curated record.
AUCGUAAAAGUAAACCCUAAUUCUCAUAUCAUUUCAAACUCACAUAAACCCUCAAACUCGCAUAAACCCUCUCAACUCAAGCCUCCACCACCCUUACAAACCCUCAUCCCAUCGCCAACCUUGCUGCCGUCGCCGUCUAUUCUCAUCUCAUCGCCAACGUUGUUGUUUCCCCCUCGCUGCUGUUGCCGCCGCCGUUACUGCAGUCGCCGCCGCUGCCAUUGCCGUCGCCGCCGCUGCCAUUGCCGUCGCCCUUGCUGCAGCCGUCGUCGCCCUAGCUGCAGUCGCUCCACCCUUUUUGACAUCAUUGUUGCUGCUGCCGUUUCUCAGCCGCUGCUCUACGCACCAUAAAGGGUUGGGUUCCGCAUUCCCUUGGAUAUAUAGCUUGCAAGGAUCUUGACUUUUACUCAUUUCCAUUUCCACAUCUUGUUGGGUUUCUUCAUCAAAACCCAUUCGUUCCUCAUGUGGGCUCUACGUCGAGCUUCUAAUUCUCUCAAGUUCCAGGGGCUCCGUGUAGGAACUUCUCGAAUAUGUUGUGCGAAAUCAGAAAUGUUUUCUAGUCAUUUAGAAGGAAACGGUGCCGUUUCUAAGCCUCUUCAAAUAGCAUCUGAAAAAUGUCUAUUCUACCACUCGACAAAUGUCUGUUCAAAGUUCCAUAUAGAUAGACGCAGUCUUUCCUCAAAAGCUGGUUCAGAAAGCAGCAAAUCUGAAGAUGACUUGGAGGAUGGAUUUUCUGAACUUGAAACCCCAGCUAAUGCCAAUACAAUUGACGAGAGCAAUGCAGUUGGUGGAAAUGAAGAUGAGCUAUUUUCUGAACCUGAGCUCGAUGAUGAUGAUGGUGAUAGUGGGGCCAAAAAUGCACUGGAAUUAUCGGAUACUGAAGCUGGUUCAGGUAAGAAAACAACAGUGAGGAAACGAGUUCCAUCUGAACUGUUUAAGACCAUUAUUGCUGCUCCAAAUGUCCCUUUAAGUGUUGUUCUUAAUAAGUGGGUGGAAGAAGGAAAGACUUUGGGUCGGCCAGAGAUCUCACUGGCUAUGCUCAAUCUUCGUAAACGUCGAAUGUAUGGCAGGGCCCUGCAGCUCUCAGAGUGGUUGGAAGCCAAUAACCGACUUGACUUUGUUGAGAGAGAUUAUGCUUCUCGCUUAGACCUGAUUGCAAAGGUACGUGGCCUCCAGAAGGCAGAGAAUUAUAUUGAGAAGAUCCCUAAAUCAUUCAGAGAUGAAGUAAUCUACCGAACUUUGUUGGCCAACUGUGUAGCUAGUAACAAUGUGAAACAAGCUGAAGAAGUAUUCAACAAAAUGAAGGAUCUUGAAUUUCCAGUCACAACAUUUGCAUGUAACCAGCUUCUCCUCCUGUAUAAGAGGCUUGACAAGAAGAAGAUAGCUGAUGUAUUGUUGCUAAUGGAGAAAGAAAAUAUCAAGCCUUCACUCUUUACUUAUAAACUCUUAAUUGACACUAAAGGUCAGUCCAAUGAUUUAACAGGGAUGGAUCAAAUUGUAGAGACAAUGAAGGCUGAUGGGAUUGAACCUGACAUCAACAUUCGAGCGAUCUUAGCCAAGCAUUAUGCUUCAGGUGGCCUGAAAGAAAAAGCUGAGGCUAUUUUGAAAGAGAUGGAAGGAGGAAAUCUGGAAGAGCAUCGUUGGGCUUGUAGGCUUCUGCUUCCUCUUUAUGCUGCACUUGGAAAAGCUGAUGAAGUAGAGAGAGUUUGGAAAGUCUGCGAGUCAAGUCCCCAACUUGAGGAGUGUGUCGCAGUCAUUGAAGCUUGGGGAAAGCUGAAGAAAAUUGAUAAAGCUGAGGAGGUUUUUAAUAGGAUGCUGACAACAUGGAAGAAGCUCUCUUCACGGCAUUACUCUGCACUUUUAAAGGUUUAUGCAAGCCAUAAAAUGCUAGCCAACGGUAAAGAUCUGAUCAAGAAAAUGGCAGAUAGUGGGUGUCGAAUUGGCCCAUUGACUUGGGAUUCACUUGUUAAACUUUAUGUUGAAGCAGGGGAAGUUGAAAAAGCUGACUCUGUGUUGCACAAGGCAGCACAGCAGAACCAUAUGAAGCCAAUGUUCAGUUCUUACAUAGUUAUUAUGGAUCAGUAUGCAAAGAGGGGUGAUGUACAUAAUGCGGAAAAAAUGUUUCACAGGAUGAGACAAGCUGGUUACGUGGCUCGACUUAGGCAGUUCCAAGCUCUUGUCCAGACUUACAUAAAUGCCAAGGCUCCAGCCUAUGGGAUUAGGGAGAGGAUGAAGGCAGAUAAUAUAUUCCCUAACAAGGCAUUGGCUGCUCAACUGGCUCUGGUUGAUGCAUUUAGGAAAACAGCAGUAACGGAUUUGCUGGACUGAAGAUUUAGGUGGUUUUGAUGCAUGAGAUGCAAUCGUUGCCAAAUAUUUUAUAAAUGGACAGCCCUUGUCUAUUGUUAUUAUUAGUAGAUGAAGCCAUUUUGGUGCUAGUUUUGUUUCUUGAUGCUUGUAAGGAUGUUUAGGUUGUUAUCCUUUUGUGCUUCUGCAAUCUUUGGUCUCCAAAUGCUAUUUGUACUGAAGAGAAAAUGAUGCAUAUGUUAUUUCCGGGGUUUGAGGUUGCCCAUUGACA